Messenger RNA from Medioppia subpectinata, 2014 nucleotides. NCBI's taxonomy places the organism in Eukaryota, Metazoa, Arthropoda, Arachnida, Sarcoptiformes, Oppiidae. The record is from the annotation of a GenBank genome assembly.
AUGAAUACCAAACUCUUCGGCAAACAUACCAUCGCUGACCGGACAUGCAUUUGGAUGUGGAAAGCGCUGAUCCAUAGUCGGCGCCAGUCGUCCCAAUCGGUUACAAAAUGGAAAGGCAUACCACGAAUGGUGCGGCUAUGGCUGAUGAUAGGUCUGGCGGUCACCGUAUUCCUGAUACUAGUGUUAUAUCUACCGAAAGAGGAGUCGUUAGUAUCCGCCGCCGACGACACGGAUCCGGUCGUCAGACCUCCGCCUCAAUCGCAGCCGAGAACUGACGGCCAGAUUUCGGACAAUAUUAAUAAUAAACCAAACAAUCAAAUCAAUAGACCAAACGUUAACCACAAAACCGAUGACAAUAAUAAUAAUGAUAAUGAUUACAGAGAUAGAGCCAAAGGGUAUACGAGUUUCGAUCAAACUCUGGCCACAAUCGACGGCCUUUCGGUGAAUGUAUUCAAAGAGUCGAUUGAGAGACACGAAUCGGCCGAACAGAAGGCCAUUGUGGAGGCGUUGCGGCACUCGUGGGACGCGUAUCGGGAGUACGCGUGGGGUGCGGACCAUCUCAGGCCUAUCACCAAAUCCAAGCAUAACUGGUUUAGCAAGGCCAUUGUGGAGGCGUUGCGGCACUCGUGGGACGCGUAUCGGGAGUACGCGUGGGGUGCGGACCAUCUCAGGCCUAUCACCAAAUCCAAGCAUAACUGGUUUAGCGUUGGGCUAACCAUUUUGGACUCGUUGGACACACUUAUAAUGAUGGGUCUUAAAGACGAAUUCAAUGACGCUAUGAAUUGGAUUAAAAACGACUUACGCUUUGAUAUCUAUAAGGAUGUCAACUGUUUUGAGACGACUAUCAGAGCACUGGCGGGACUCCUAUCGGGUUAUCACUUGUCGUCGGAGCCGACGCUACUUAUAAGAGCGGCCGAUUUGGGCGAACGUCUGAUCCAUUGUUUUGAUACUCCCAAGAAUUUGGUGCCUUUCAGUGACGUUAAUCUCCAGACAAAGAGCGCAAAGACGCCCAACUGGUCGCCCGACUCUUCACUGUCCGAAGUGUCGACCGUUCAGUUGGAGUUCCGGGACUUAUCCUAUUUGACCGGAAUUAAGAAAUACGAGAAAUUGUCAUUCCGGACGUCACAACACAUCCAUAACCUGACCGUCAAAAGUGGCAAAUAUUUGCUUCCAAUGUAUAUAAAUCCAUAUACGGGUCAGUUCAGCAGAGGGACCAUAACACUGGGCGCUCGCGGCGACUCGUACUACGAAUAUCUGCUCAAACAAUACAUUCAAACCGGUAUUCCAUGGCUUAAAGAGGAUUACAUUAAAUCGAUGGAUGAGCUCCAGAAACGACUGGUGCGGACGACUAAAGGGCCGCUAAAACUGACAUUUAUAGGCGAAAUGUUGCGCUCAAACAGCUAUAACGAUAUCCAUCCAAAAAUGGAUCAUUUGGUGUGUUUCCUGUCGGGAACGCUGGCUCUCGGGUACUAUCACGAGGUGGUGAGAGGGCCCAAAAUACACGGCCAUUCAGUGGCCGAGGACUCGCCGUUCAACGAGCACCUGGUGUUGGCCGAGAAGUUGGCCCGAACUUGCAAUUACAUGUAUAACCUGACAAAGACUGGUCUGUCGCCCGAAAUCGCGUACUUUGACGAGACGGGCAAUGAGGACGAGUUCCAGAUCAGACCCGCCGACGCUCACAAUCUGCUUCGUCCGGAGUUUGUCGAGUCGUUGUUUUAUUUAUAUCAUAUCACCGGUAAACCUAUAUAUAGGACGUGGGGCUGGCAGAUAUUCCAAGCGUUUAAUAAGUACACGAGAGUGAAGUCCGGCGGCUAUACCUCUAUAGAUGACGUGAGAAAUCCCGAUAACGUUCGGCCCAAAGACAUGAUGGAGUCGUUUUGGUUUGCAGAGACUCUUAAAUAUUUAUAUCUAUUGUUUUGUGACGACAAACAGAUUGUUAGUCAACUGUUGGACAAGUAUGUGAUCAAUACUGAGGGGCAUAUAAUACCCAUUAGGACCUAAUUGCUAACAAUUG